Molecule: messenger RNA, 303 nt
Organism: Rangifer tarandus platyrhynchus (Svalbard reindeer)
Lineage: Eukaryota; Metazoa; Chordata; Mammalia; Artiodactyla; Cervidae
Source: the annotation of a GenBank genome assembly
AUGCCCGUGGGUGAGGCCCAGCUCCUAGGCCAACGCACGCUUGUGAGUUUGCCAGCGGAGCAUGGAGAAGCGGCCUUGGAGGAUGUUGGCUCUCUGGCGUUUAUGGCCAAGUGUCAUGAGUCGCCACCCACACACGCCGCCUCAGGCCCAGCUGAGGGUGAUCUGGUGCUAGCUUUGCAAGCUUUUCUACACACCACCCUCCCUGCCCCAGGGCUCAGAGCAUGGUGGCUUCUGACCUCAUUUCUGAGUCACAAUUUGGCCACCACCCCCAGUUCCUUUUCAGACUUUUCACCUAUUCUGUGA